GGGUAAGAGUGCGUGUAGGACACGACAGUCUCGCAGUGCACUACAACCUUCCUCAUCAGAACAGAGCACUUCAGAGCGUCGAGGAUGAAUAAAAAGAAAAAGAUCUCACUGUUGGAGGUGUGGCUCAGGAAUCGCACCGCUAAUCCAAAGAGAGCAGAAAAACUGAAACUAUGGCCGCGACAAAUGGCGUUACUGAGAGACCCCGAGCUGGUUUCAUCUCUCGUCCAGCAGAAUGUGAAGAUGGCCUGUUUGCUCCCCCACGCAGGCACCAAUGUGUUACGCCGCUUCACUCCAGAGUCGCUGGCUGAGUGCGAGCGACUUAAAGCAGAGGAAGAUGCUGAAAAUGCAAACAGGAAAGCCCAGAACAUUGAGAUCCCUGAGGAGGAAUUGCCCAAACCCUCCAAAGACCUGGAAGCUGGAAAACCCUUACCAUUUAUUUAUGGAGAUCCUCCACCUGAGCUCCUGAACAUCCCUCUGGAAGAACUCGAUCCCUACUACAAAUCCAAGAAAACUUUCAUUGUGAUCAGCAAAGGGAAUACAAUCAACAGGUUCAAUGUUGAGUCAGCAUGUUACCUCCUCAGCCCCUUUAACCCCAUCCGCAGAUUCUCCAUCCGAGUCCUCAUUCACUCAUUGUUCAGCAUGUUCAUCAUGGUAACCAUCCUGUCCAACUGCGUGUUCAUGACCAUGAGCGACCCACCUGAGUGGAGCAAAACUAUGGAGUACGUGUUCACAGGGAUCUACACCUUCGAGGCUCUGAUUAAAGUCUUAUCCAGAGGGUUCUGUAUCGGAGACUUCACAUUCCUUCGAGAUCCGUGGAACUGGCUGGAUUUCAUGGUGAUCAGCAUGGCGUACAUCACUGAGUUUGUGGACUUGGGAAACGUCUCAGCUCUGAGGACCUUCCGUGUGCUUCGAGCCCUGAAAACAAUCACUGUAAUUCCUGGUCUGAAAACCAUUGUUGGUGCACUGAUUCAGUCUGUGAAGAAGCUGGGAGACGUCAUGAUCCUGACCAUCUUCUGUCUGGCCGUUUUCGCUCUCAUUGGCCUGCAGCUGUUCAUGGGAAUUCUGCGCAACAAAUGCGUCCUGUGGCCUCCACCGAGCUUCGUCAACAACACAGACACAAACAGCACUUUCGACUGGGAACAAUUCAUCAACGAUCCUGAGUAUUUCUACUUCCUGCCUGGUAGCCUGGACCCACUUCUUUGUGGAAACAAUUCAGACUCUGGAGUGUGUCCCGAGGGCUAUGUGUGUAUGAAAACAGGAAGGAAUCCGAAUUACGGUUACACCAGCUACGACAACUUCGGCUGGGCCUUCCUCGCCCUCUUCCGCCUCAUGACAGAAGACUACUGGGAAAAUUUGUUCCAGCUGACGCUCCGGUCAGCAGGGAAGACCUACAUGAUCUUCUUCGUGGUCAUCUUUUUAGGCUCCUUUUAUCUGAUCAAUCUGAUUUUGGCUGUGGUGGCAAUGGCGUAUGCGGAGCAGAACGAAGCCACUAGAGCUGAAGCUAAAGAGAAAGAAGAAGAGUAUAACAUGAUCAUGGAGCAGCUCAAAAUGCAAUCUGAGCAAAAAAAAGCGAUGAUGAAAGAAAGCAUGACUUCGCUCUCGAGCAAUAAGAAAGAAGAGUAUGAUGAAAAUCAUGAAGAGUGUAUUGAGGUGAAAAAAUCAAAUGGAUCCAAAGGAAGCAUGGAUUUACUAGAAAUACCUGGCCAGCAAAACAGGAAAGCCAGUGUUAUAAGCGCUGCAAGCCAUACACUAGAAGAAUUGGAAGAGCUAGAAAGGCCAUGCCCACCUUGCUGGUACAAGUUUGCAGACAUUUUUCUAAAGUGGAAUUGCUGUGUACCAUGGAUCAAAUUCAAAAAAUGGGUGCACUUCAUUGUGAUGGAUCCUUUUGUGGACCUGGGCAUCACUAUCUGCAUCGUAUUAAACACAGUCUUCUUGGCCAUGGAGCAUUAUCCAAUGACUGAUGACUUCGAACAUGUCUUAUCUGUUGGGAAUUUGGUGUUCACAGGCAUCUUCGCUGCGGAGAUGGUCCUCAAACUCAUAGCGCUGGACCCAUACUACUACUUCCAGGUUGGCUGGAAUAUAUUUGACAGCAUCAUCGUGACCAUGAGUCUUGUGGAACUCGGACUGGCUAACGUAGAAGGGCUCUCUGUGCUCCGGUCCUUCCGAAUUAUGCGUGUCUUCAAGUUGACAAAGACAGGGCCCACCCUAAACAUGCUGAUUAAGAUUAUUGGUAACUCUGUGGGUGCCCUGGGGAACCUGACGCUCGUCCUGGGUAUCAUCGUCUUCAUCUUUGCUGUGGUGGGCAUGCAGCUGUUUGGGAAGAGCUACAGGGACUGCGUUUGUAAAAUCGCUGCAGACUGUGAGCUGCCACGCUGGCACAUGACAGACUUCUUCCAUUCAUUCCUAAUUGUGUUUCGGAUACUCUGUGGCGAGUGGAUUGAAACCAUGUGGGACUGCAUGGAGGUGGCAAGCCAGCCCAUGUGCAUUACCGUCUUCAUGAUGGUCAUGGUGAUUGGAAACCUGGUGGUCCUGAAUCUUUUCCUGGCGUUGCUGCUUAGCUCCUUCAGUGGAGAUAAUUUGUCAUCAUCAGACGACGAUGGUGAAAUGAACAACCUUCAGAUUGCCAUAUCAAGAAUCACCAGGGGCAUCGACUGGGUCAAGGCCUUCGUUAUCACACACAUAAGGCAUUUGUUGGGGCUGAAACCGAAGGAAGAGGAUAAGAAAGGAAAUGAUUUGGUCCUAAACCACAUGGACACUGGUGAGUCAGGGGAUGAGACCAAGGAGGAGCUGAAACUGGAGCUUGAUGGUGCUCUUAGAAUGGCUGUUGUUCCAAUUGCAAAGGGAGAGUCUGAUGUUGAAAGCCCGUAUGAAGAUGAUAGCACUUUUGAAGAUGAAGAAAAGGUCAAUGAAAAAAAGGAACCUAAAAAUGCAGAUGACUCGUCCAGCUGCAGCACUGUGGACAAACCUCCAGAGGUGGAAGAAGCAGAUUCAGAGGAUGAACCAGAUCCCAUUACUCCAGCUGAUUGCUUCACAGACAACUGCAUUAGACGAUGCCCAUGCCUGGAUUUGGACAUCACCAAGGGCAGAGGAAAGGUAUGGUGGAACAUCCGUAAGACCUGUUAUGCCAUUGUGGAGCACAACUACUUUGAGACCUUCAUCAUCUUCAUGAUUCUCCUCAGCAGUGGUGCCUUGGCAUUUGAAGAUAUUUACAUUGAGCAGCGACGAGUGAUUAAAAUCAUUCUUGAAUACGCAGAUCAGGUCUUCACCUACAUAUUUGUCAUCGAGAUGCUUCUGAAAUGGGCUGCAUAUGGUUUCAAGAUCUAUUUCACCAACGCUUGGUGCUGGCUGGACUUCCUCAUUGUUGACGUCUCCCUGAUCAGCUUGACAGCUAACAUUCUGGGUUACUCUGAGCUUGGACCCAUCAAAUCCCUGAGGACAUUGAGAGCUCUAAGGCCACUUCGCGCCUUGUCCAGAUUUGAGGGAAUGAGGGUGGUUGUGAACGCCCUGGUUGGAGCAAUUCCCUCCAUAUUUAACGUGAUGCUGGUGUGUUUGUCCUUCUGGCUGAUCUUCAGCAUAAUGGGUGUGAACCUGUUUGCUGGAAAAUUCCACUAUUGCUUUAACACCACCUCUGAAGAGUAUUUCACACUUGAAGUGGUGAACAACAAAAGCGAUUGCAUGGAGCUGAUGCUUAGUUCUGACGACGUGAGAUGGAUGAACACCAAGAUCAACUUCGAUAACGUGGGCAUGGGCUACCUCUCCCUGCUUCAAGUGGCAACAUUUAAAGGUUGGUUGGAGAUCAUGUAUGCUGCAGUGGAUUCUCGGCUGACGGAAGAUCAGCCAGAUUAUGAGGCUAACCUCUACAUGUACCUGUACUUUGUGAUUUUCAUCAUCUUUGGCUCCUUUUUUACCCUCAAUUUGUUCAUCGGUGUCAUCAUUGAUAACUUCAACCAACAGAAAUCAAAGAUAAGAGGACAAGACCUCUUCAUGACAGAGGAGCAGAAGAAAUACUAUAACGCUAUGAAGAAACUUGGCUCAAAGAAGCCACAGAAACCCAUCCCACGCCCUCAAAACUGUUUGCAAGGCUUCGUCUUCGACAUUGUCACUAAACAGUUCUUCGACAUCCUGAUCAUGGGCCUGAUCUGUCUGAACAUGGUCACCAUGAUGGUGGAGACGGAUGACCAGAGCGCAGAGGUUGAAGAGAUCCUGUACAUAAUCAACUUUGUCUUUAUCGUUGUCUUCACUGGAGAGUGCGUGCUCAAGCUCAUUGCACUACGACAGUAUUUCUUUCACGUUGGAUGGAAUAUUUUCGAUUUUAUCGUAGUCAUACUUUCAAUUGUGGGCUUAGUCCUAGCUGAUAUCAUCGAGAAGUAUUUUGUGUCACCUACGCUUUUCCGUGUCAUCCGACUUGCCAGAAUCGGCCGCGUUCUGCGACUUAUCCGGGGUGCUAAAGGUAUCCGAACACUGCUGUUUGCUCUGAUGAUGUCACUCCCUGCUCUCUUCAACAUCGGACUCCUCCUCCUUUUGAUCAUGUUCAUCUUCUCCAUCUUUGGCAUGUCCAACUUCGCAUAUGUGAAAAAAGAUGCCGGCAUUAACGACAUGUUCAAUUUUGAGACCUUUGGGAACAGUUUCAUGUGUAUGUUCAUGAUCACGACGUCUGCUGGCUGGGACGGACUACUGUCCCCGAUCCUAGACAGCAAACCUCCAGACUGUGACCCGGACGUUGAGAAUCCUGGCACGGAUGUGAAGGGAAACUGUGGGAACGCCGCUGUGGGAAUAGUCUUCUUUUGCAGCUACAUCGUGAUGUCGUUCCUAGUGGUGGUGAACAUGUAUAUUGUCAUCAUUCUGGAGAACUUCAACGUGGCAACGGAGGAGAGCAGUGAGCCUUUAUGCAAGGAAGACUUCGAGAUGUUCUACGAGACCUGGGAGAAGUUUGAUCCGGACGCUUCGCAAUUCAUUGAAUACAGCGUGCUGUCCGAUUUCUUCGACACACUGAAAGAUCCACUAAAGAUCCCCAAGCCCAACACGGUCAAGCUGAUCGCUAUGGACCUGCCGAUGGUCCCCGGGGACAGGAUCCACUGUCUGGACAUCCUGCUGGCUCUCACUGCCGAGGUACUGGGUGAGUCUGGGGAAAUGGACAUGCUCAAGUCGAGUAUGGAGGAGAAAUUCAUGGCAAAUAACCCGUCUAAAGUGUCGUACGAGCCCAUAUCCAGCACUCUCCGAAGGAAGCAGGAGGAAGUGGCCGCUAUCGUCAUCCAGAGAGCCUUCCGCAAAUACAAACUCAAGCAUCCUCACAAACUGGGAGCCCAUAGCUUUAGACAAAAGAUUGACAAGCCUCCGAGUGUAGCUCUGCAGAACGAGGUGGUCUUACACUCCGCCCCUUUCACUAUCCCUGAUACGGACUACGUCGACAACUUGAAGGAGUCCAUCGUGUAGCAAGAUCUUACUGGUUUUUCUGGAUACAACUUCAUCAAUGUGACAUUGUUGUCACUUCCACUGCUUGUUCGACUCUUCCAAAGUUAUCACGUCCCGGAUACGAAGGACAUGUGAGCGUGACAUGUUUUAUAGGUCACUAUAAAGAAGUAAAGAACUAAAAUCUGUGAAGAAGCCAGUGGCGUGAAAUCUUUAAAAAAAUAAAAUAAAAUUGCAUUAAAGAUGUUAGUCAGGCUCUAAGCACAGUUUCCUAAUCCUGGAAAAAAAAUAGAACAAAGUACAAAUGUAGCAUGGGACUUUUAGAUACUUUUGAUACAAGACCGAAGAAAUUGUUAGCUUACAUGGUGCAGCUUGAGAAGGACUUUUUCUUGUCAAAAUUCAAUAUAAAACAAAGAAAACAUGCUGUUUCGAUUUCUCUAUCACCGAUAACCCAAAUCUGACAUCAGAUAAAUCAAAUGUACUCAAAUGUUGAAGCCAUUUGUCUGAAUAUAAUGCAAAGGACUUCAAUCCUUUCUUAUUUUAGUGUGAUCAGUUAGCCAUGCGUUUCAAUAGCCAUGCAUUUAAGUCAUCAACCUCAUCUGCUCAACUCCUCAUACCACAUGAUGACCACCUACAGCACGAGGGAACAGGAAAGGGAACAAAGCUUCAGCCUGAACUAUAACAACAUACACUUGGACAUAGCUUAGUUAAUACUUUAUUUAACAGAAUCAAGUCAGACAGUUAUCAUGUGCAGUAUAAAUGGCAGAGUUAGCCUUUCUUUGUGAGGGACAUAUUACAUAUUUCUUUUUCCUGUUUCCAUUUAAAAAAAGAUCUCCUCCAUUUUAUGCUGAAUUUUUCUCAAACACAAUUUUCUGGCUAGUCUAUGACGAGUUUCUGGUUAAACAAGAGUUUCUAUAACAAGUUUAAAUCUAGUUUCUGGUUGGUUUCUGGCUAUUUUCUUACUCGUUUACGGGUAGUUUGUUUGAACACAGCAAAGACGAUUCAGGCUUUUAAAAAAGGUAUCCACAUAUUACGCAAAUACUUAAAAUCAGAGCUUGAAAUGAAAAAGAGUUUUAAAAACUAAGAUGACAUUGUUCCUGACCCUCAUGAUGACUUGAUCCCUUGUGUCUCGUUUUACAUGCUUGAGCAAAGCAGAAGUAAUAAGACGUGGAGGAAGUUGAGCUGAAAACAGUAUUUGAACGCAUCUCUUAUUUGGACACACUAGCACCCUAGCAAUUUCACACAACAAACCUAGAGUUUGGAUGAUUUCGACUUAUUUUCUUGGCUGGAGGCGUGAAAGCCUUUGCAGCAUUAGGUGUAAACAAUAGUUUAUCAACCAAUAUCAAUACAGCUGCAUAUUAUUAAUAUACUAGUUUAAUUGUACGAGUCCAGACAGAUACACUUAAGGUCUUAAAUGCUUUUUAAUGUCAAAUGUAAAAUUUGUACUAAUUUGCACGAGCCAGCUUGAAUGAAAAGUUAGUGACGCUAGUUACAAUGUGAAUGCCGUAUUAAAUUAAACAACUAAGAAGCUAUGAAGCUAAGAAGCUAGCUUUUCAUUUCAGAAUGGAUUUCUAUGAUGUGUUAUUGUAACAUUUGCUUUACUGACUUUGUGCUUUAGAUUUACUGUUUAAUUACAGAUUAAUCACCGUUAUCCCUACAGACCAAACAAAAAGACUCACCAAACGUACAGCAGUGUUAUUAACUGUUAUAGAUUAAGGUUUUGGCCAUUUCCAAUUACAUUACAUUUAGUUUAAUCGAAUCAGAUAUUAGAUUAGAUUAUUGGGUUUAUUGUCCCAUUUUUCAGCUCAUGGAAUAGUAAACAUUUCUUAAUUCACUCGGAGUUGUUCCUCUGUUAGCUUUUUGAUUAAUAUUUACAACUAAAGGAAUUUGGAGUACUUUUGAUGGGCAGUGUAUAUGUAAAGAUUUACUUUAUCUUUAAUCCUUCAGUCAUGUUGUGUUUUCAAUGAUUGCAUUUAAAGUCUCUCAUUUAAAGUAGCUUUAUACUCCGUCACAAUGAUUCAUUUAUGCUAAUAAAUACACGUUUAGCAAGAUUAAUAAUAAUAAUCAUAAUAAUAAUAAUUCUACAAACAUAACAUAACCUACUCAAUGGUACAUAAAGUUCAUGUCACUGAAAUAACUUUUUUUUUAGAUUCAAUAUAACAGGAUUCUUAUAUGAUUGUUCUUUUAUAUCCUGAAUUGUCUUAUUCUACUUAUUCAGAGGUCAUUUUAACCCAAUGAGAAUUUAUAUUAUUAAUAUUAUAUUAUUUUAAAAAAUAACAAAAAUAAUGUGAACUUUUUUUUUCUUUUAAUUUCAUUUUUAAUGAUUAAUUUUUAACAUUUGUUUUCUACUUUUUUGAUUUUCUCAGUUAAAACCACCUGAUAUCUGGUUCACAUGCACUGAUUCUCUGUACCGUCUCUACAACAGGCCACUUUUAUUAACCUGACAGAACUGCACCUGCUUCUCUGUCACUGUAUAAUUUAUGUAUAAAAUGUUUUUUUUGAGGAUAACAAUUAAUAAACUGGAAAAUCUUU
Tachysurus vachellii is the source of this 7941-nucleotide messenger RNA. RefSeq names its product sodium channel protein type 4 subunit alpha B-like. NCBI's taxonomy places the organism in Eukaryota, Metazoa, Chordata, Actinopteri, Siluriformes, Bagridae. The record is from RefSeq and is a predicted model, not a curated record. Gene Ontology annotation, molecular function: voltage-gated sodium channel activity. The coding region runs from base 85 to 5433 and encodes 1782 amino acids. Gene Ontology annotation, biological process: membrane depolarization during action potential; sodium ion transmembrane transport; neuronal action potential. Gene Ontology annotation, cellular component: plasma membrane; axon; voltage-gated sodium channel complex. The transcript has 26 exons.